Molecule: messenger RNA, 177 nt
Organism: Zychaea mexicana
Lineage: Eukaryota; Fungi; Mucoromycota; Mucoromycetes; Mucorales; Lichtheimiaceae
Exons: 1
Biological process (GO): regulation of transcription by RNA polymerase II
Molecular function (GO): DNA-binding transcription factor activity, RNA polymerase II-specific; RNA polymerase II cis-regulatory region sequence-specific DNA binding
Source: RefSeq, a predicted model, not a curated record
AAGCAGCACAUUUGCACGCAUCCAGACUGCCACAGACGUUUCAAGCGACUGGAGCACCUGAAGCGACACAUGCGUAUCCACACGCUCGAGCGGCCGUUCCAAUGCAGCUAUCCGGGAUGUCAAAAGACGUUCUCGCGUUCCGACAAUUUGACCCAGCACUUGAAGACGCAUGAACGC